AUGGCAUCAGGCGGUUCGCACCGCGAUCCGCUUCCUUUCUUCGGUCCAUCCACAUCCAUCCCCGAACUCACCCGACUCUCGCGCCUCUCCAGCCAAUCUGCUCCCGCCAGCUGUCACUGGAAGCUGUUCGACCGUCAGACUCGCUCUGAGUUGCUGUACCCACCGGGAGACGAUCGCGGACGGGUAGCCGUCUGGUCGCUUAAGAUCUCGCCGUCAGGCAAACGGCUAGCCGUCAUCUGGGGUUCGACAGUGACUAUUCUGUCACAUUACGAUGGGUAUUCGGCUCCCGUCGGCAGCUUCAGCAUUCCGUCAGGUGCUAUUCCGUCAGGAUCAGGCAGGGAUCGGGUUACCACAUCGACCAGUGUAACCGCGGAGUGGAGCGACGACGAGAGGGUCCUCGCUGUGAUUGGUCCCCGCGCUCUCUGGUUGCUGGACGCACAGGGGCUGCUGCUCGGCGAUUUGCCUGCUGCCACGUGGCAGCCACGGGGAUCCACCGUUGCAGGCUGUAUCCUACGAUCUGCACACGACUCGGAGCCUGACAGUGGAGUGAAAUCUUUAAGUGCCUAUGAAAUCAUUCUGGUCCUGUCCCACCCUCGCCCGCGCCUUUGGCGAGCUACAGUCUCCCUCCCACUGCCUCCCUCUGGCGAGCACGGGGCGAGUUCAGGAGUUUCAGGUGUUUCUUCAGGUGCUGCGUCAGGAGCCUGGGGUGCGCGAUCAGUGAGGGUGAAGGCGAGGGGGAGGGCGUAUCUGCUGGAGGGCAGGCAUCAGGGGAGCGUGGUUCGCUCAGACUUUCAUCCAGUGCUGAGUCUCCUUGCAGUGGCCGGCAUAUGCCCCUCUGGACAAAGCGUAUUCGCGUCCUCUCCAACCCCUUCUCCCCGAGACUUCCACCCAGUGCUGAGUCUCCUUGCUGUCGCCGGCAUAUGCCCCUCUGGACAAAGCGUAUUCGCGUCCUCUCCAACCCCUUCUCCCCGAGACUUCCACCCAGUGCUGAGUCUCCUUGCUGUCGCCGGCAUAUGCCCCUCUGGACAAAGCGUAUUCGCGUCCUCUCCAACCCCUUCUCCCCGAGACUUCCACCCAGUGCUGAGUCUCCUUGCUGUCGCCGGCAUAUGCCCCUCUGGACAAAGCGUAUUCGCGUCCUCUCCAACCCCUUCUCCCCGAGACUUCCACCCAGUGCUGAGUCUCCUUGCUGUCGCCGGCAUAUGCCCCUCUGGACAAAGCGUAUUCGCGUCCUCUCCAACCCCUUCUCCCCGAGACUUCCACCCAGUGCUGAGUCUCCUUGCUGUCGCCGGCAUAUGCCCCUCUGGACAAAGCGUAUUCGCGUCCUCUCCAACCCCUUCUCCCCGAGACUUCCACCCAGUGCUGAGUCUCCUUGCUGUCGCCGGCAUAUGCCCCUCUGGACAAAGCGUAUUCGCGUCCUCUCCAACCCCUUCUCCCCGAGACUUCCACCCAGUGCUGAGUCUCCUUGCUGUCGCCGGCAUAUGCCCCUCUGGACAAAGCGUAUUCGCGUCCUCUCCAACCCCUUCUCCCCGAGACUUCCACCCAGUGCUGAGUCUCCUUGCUGUCGCCGGCAUAUGCCCCUCUGGACAAAGCGUAUUCGCGUCCUCUCCAACCCCUUCUCCCCGAGACUUCCACCCAGUGCUGAGUCUCCUUGCUGUCGCCGGCAUAUGCCCCUCUGGACAAAGCGUAUUCGCGUCCUCUCCAACCCCUUCUCCCCGAGACUUCCACCCAGUGCUGAGUCUCCUUGCUGUCGCCGGCAUAUGCCCCUCUGGACAAAGCGUAUUCGCGUCCUCUCCAACCCCUUCUCCCCGAGACUUCCACCCAGUGCUGAGUCUCCUUGCUGUUGCCGGCAUAUGCCCCUCUGGACAAAGCGUAUUCGCGUCCUCUCCAACCCCUUCUCCCCGAGACUUCCACCCAGUGCUGAGUCUCCUUGCUGUCGCCGGCAUAUGCCCCUCUGGACAAAGCGUAUUCGCGUCCUCUCCAACCCCUUCUCCCCGAGACUUCCACCCAGUGCUGAGUCUCCUUGCUGUCGCCGGCAUAUGCCCCUCUGGACAAAGCGUAUUCGCGUCCUCUCCAACCCCUUCUCCCCGAGACUUCCACCCAGUGCUGAGUCUCCUUGCUGUCGCCGGCAUAUGCCCCUCUGGACAAAGCGUAUUCGCGUCCUCUCCAACCCCUUCUCCCCGAGACUUCCACCCAGUGCUGAGUCUCCUUGCUGUCGCCGGCAUAUGCCCCUCUGGACAAAGCGUAUUCGCGUCCUCUCCAACCCCUUCUCCCCGAGACUUCCACCCAGUGCUGAGUCUCCUUGCUGUCGCCGGCAUAUGCCCCUCUGCUGACAAACCAUCCCCCACGCGCCCCCCCACGUCCCUCCUCCUGUUCAUCUGGCUCAUCCCCGACCCGCACCACCCUCUCCUCCCGCCCUCAUUCCUCUGCCUCCUAAGCUUCUCAGAUUCUCAUUUCCUCCUUCUUGUUCCUUUCCCCCCCCCGUUCUUCCCCUGCAGCUCGGGAUCCUCUCUAGGGUUUUGGGACGAGGGUUUAGAGGGGGAGGAGGAUGAGGAGGACGACGAGGAAGGGGAGGAGGCGGUAGCAGAAGUGAGAUUCUCCCCUGAUGGGGGGUCACUAGCGGUGGUACACCACCGGGGGGCUUUGUCUCUUAUGCGGAUGUCGGCUAAGGAUUCUGAGCUCAUGCUGCUGCCUAGGAGUGCGGGGAGAACUGUGGGUGUUCCCUCUGGGGCUGCGGUGGAGGAGGAAGGGAGUGUGGUGGAGAGGGGUGUGGAGGAGUGGGGUGUGAUGAAGGACGGGACGGAAGAAAAGGACGGAGAGGAGGGGAUGAAGGAGAAGGGAGAGGAAGGGACACAGCAGAGGAAAGCAGUGCGGUUCCGAAUGGUGCAAGGCGGUGUGGUGGAUUGUGUCAUCAGUGUGACAUGGCUCAGCACAGAUACCAUAGCAGUAUCCCAUCGCUCAGGGAGAGUAGCCAUAGCCACUGUGCACGAUCUAAGCAAUCUCACCGGCCCGUUCCCUCUAGUCUUCGGCCCCCGGGCGGUCCUCUGCUCGUCCAAUCUCCUCACGCCACGUGGCAGCAGCAGGUCUGGAGUGUACCCGCGAGGGGUGAUUGUUCUAGAGCCGGUUGCGAGACGGGUGUCGGUUCCUGAUUGGGCGAGAGGGACCUUUGGAAACGGGACUGAUUCUCAUGGGGAGGGGGUGCUGGAGAACGGGUGGCGGGUUUUGUCUCUUGUGGAGCAGCUGGCGGCGGUUAUGGUGCGGGUGUUAACUGAGGAAGGUAGACUUGGGGACGCGCUGGGGAUGGCUCGGGCGGCAGGGUUGCAUUCGGAUGUGGUGUUUAAGGCUGCUUGGACGAGCAUGGGUAUAGGAAUUUCUGCAGGAGAAGCAGCAGGGGAAGGAAGAGGAGGAAGAGGAGGAGGACGAGGAGGAGGAGCAGGAGUAGGCGAGAGUCGGAGGUUGUUGGGAGGAGACAGGGGACUUGCGGGUACGGAGGAGGAAGGGAAAGAGGAGGGGAAUGAUGUGGAGGAGGGGAGUGAGGAGGAGAGAGAGGAGGAGGAAGAGGAGGAGGUAUCAACAAUCACAGACUACCUCUCUCGGGUAUCCGACACUCCAUGGGUGGUGCGGGAGUGUGUGAGUGUGGUAUGCCGCACUGCCAAGGGCAUGGAUUUGCUGCUAAGUCUGGGACUUCGAGCCACUAGCAGUCUCAAGGAGGAAACCCUAAAAGCAGCAGCUGCUGGUGUGGCAGCAGGAGGAGCAGGAGGAGCAGGAGCAGGAGCAGGAGCAGGAGCAGGAGUAGGAGUAGGAGGAGAAGCAGCAAGCCCUGCAAGGGCACAAGCAGCAGGGGCUGGAGAUGCAGUGACACGAACGAGUGUGAAGCUAUCAGCCAUUCUAGACUCUCACAAAACUGCUGCUCUAGCUGAACAGCACAGGGUUCAGUCUCCUGCUUCAUUUGCUGCUGCUGGUGCGGGUGGGGGGAGGGGCAGGCGUGGCGGAGCCUCGGCCCGAGCCUCCGGCGCAGGCUUGGAGCCGCUAGGUCCGGAGCAGCAGGAGGCAGUGGCGAGCGCGCUGCUAUUGGUGGAAGCUGGGGCUGUCCUUGCCACGUAUGAGCUCCCCACACCUUACACCGCCCUCGUCCAAUCCCGCAGCGACACGUCAGCAGCCCUCCAGCUCCUCCGCAGCCUCCUCUCUGCCUUCUCCCGCCGCCAGCUGCCGCCGGAGGAUCCCGACUGGCUGGAUAUCUUCCGCCACGUCAGCACUCUCAAACACUCCGCGUUCCUCCCCCUCCCCCCAGUCUUUCUCCCUUCGGAAAUGGCCAGAGUGCUUCUGAGGGAAGGGAGAUUCGCGCUAGCCAGGCAGUUUUUGAGAAGCGGGAAGGGUGGGGAGAGUGGGGGGGGUGGGAGAGGAAGAGGGGGAGGGGAGGACGUGUGGUUGGAGGGAGAUGCGAUGAUGAGUGAGGAUCGGGUAGAGGCGCUUGUGAUCGGUGCUGCCAGGAACUUCUUCUAUUCCUCCCCGACACUCGACUCCCCAGAUUCAACUCAAAGGGGAGGGAAAGAGUGGUUGGAGGGAGAAGCGGUGUUGAGUGAGGAUCGGGUGGAGGCGCUGGUGAUCGGUGCUGCCAGGAACUUCUUCUAUUCCUCCCCGACACUCGACUCCCCAGAUGUGGAGGCGCUGGUGAUCGGUGCUGCCAGGAACUUCUUCUACUCCUCCCCGACACUGGACUCUCCAGAUAUCCACAGUGCCUUUGCCUGUCUGGACAUUCUCCCUCGCAACCCAGCAGCAGCAGCGGAGCGCCAGACCUUCUCAGCACCAACUUCCUUAAGCACAGCAGCAGCGGAGAGGCAGCUCUUCUCAGCCCUUGUCAUCGACCUCCCAGCCUGUGGCCUCCACCUGCUGCCCCUCCACCUGCGCCAAACCCGCGACCGACUCGAUAUUAUACACCAAGUGCUCAACCUCUGCCCGUUCCCUCCUAUCACCCCCCUCACCACCACCACCACCACCACCACCUCCUCUUACUCCUCCUACCAAUCCUCUUACUCCUCCUCUCACGCCUCCCCUUACUCGCCCUCCUCGGCCUCCUCCCCCUUCGCUCCAGUCUUUACCGUCGAUCUCACCAACACAGGGGCUCCCGAGGUUCUCACCCUGGCCUGGAAAUUAGGGCUGACGUCAGCAGCGGAUGAAGGGAGGGUGCUAGAGGCGGUGGCACGAGCAGCAGCAGCAAGGGCGGAUAUUAGAACGGCUAGAAAGGUUGUUCAGGAGCUCAUGAGUAGGAGCUAUGGAGGGAUAUGGGAUCUGUGUGCUGCUUUGGCUAGGGGACCGGCUAGUAAGGGGGGCAGGGGGGGUUGGGGAGGCAGGGGCGGGGGGCUGGGAGGGUUGGAGAGGCAGGGAGGGAGGUUAGGGAGUUGGAUGCAGGGGCAGCUGCAUAGGGGGAAGCUGUCGCGAUCGGCUGUGGAGUUGGGUGCGGGUGAAGGGAGAAGGGGUGGUGUGAGGGGGAGAGGUGGGAAGGGUUCGGAGAGGGUGGAUGGGAGUGAUGAUGGGGUGAUGAGCAGCGAUGGUGGGAGUGGUAGCAGCAGCAGCACGAGUCUGAGCGCUAUGAUUGGUGGAGCAGCCGCUUCUGCAACUGAUCUGUCUGCUGAUGUCAGCGUGGAUGAGUCCACCAGCAGUGCAGCAAGCACUGCUGCUGACGUGGACGCUGACGUGGAUGCUGACGUGGACGAUGGAUCCGACGACAUCAGCAUGCCAAUCCGGCGGGAGUUCCUAGGGUUUUCUCUGGCUCAUUGCGACGAAGCUUCCCUCCCGGACCUGCUAGCCUCGUGGCAAGGCUUGGAUGCCACAGAACGGUGCGUGGCGCUAGGUGCGGCGACGGGCUUGGUAGUCCCAGGCCUGCGAGAGCAGGAGGCGCUUCUCCCGGACCUAGCUGCUGGCCGAGCCUCGGGCAAGUGGGAAGGCACGGAAGUGCUGGUGGUUCCCGAAGCUGCCACAGCCCCUGCUACAGCCAGUGCUACAGCCGGGAGCAGCAGCAGCAGCAGUAUCAAAACCCGGGGGAAGGGAGGGAGCUCUGGUCUUACCACCAGCUCUGGCAGAAAACUGGUUAGUCUGGGUGGGGGCCGGGGGGCGAUCGGGAGGGAUGUGGGGAGGAGGGCGUUGGCGCUGGUAUCGAGUGACGGGGAGGCGUGGGGGGAUAAGAAGUGGGAGGAGGUGCCACGACUGCUGCUGCCGUUUGCCUGCCUGCACUUGCCCUGGAUGCUCCAGGUGAAAACCCGCCGUGCUGCUGCUGCCGCCGCCGCCGCUGCUGCUGGGGUUGCUUCUAGAACUGGAGGGGCAGCAGCAGUAGCAGUAGCAGCAGCAGCAGUAGAAGGCAGAGGAGGAGGUGGAGGAGGAGGAGGAGUGGCAGAAGCAGCAGCAGGAGGAGCGUUAGCAGCAGCAUCAGCUGCAGCAGAUCCGAUAGUCGAGCAGAUUGUGGUGCUGAUUCUGCACGUGCUCGCGUCCUGCCAGGUGUCGCCCUCUGAUAAGCUCCUGACUGAAGCCGCCCGGAGCGCCCUAAUCGCCGGGGACAUAGUCUCUGCUGCAGCAGCUGCGGCUGGUCUGUUGGGGGGGGCAAAUGGAGCAGGAUUAAGGGGAGUGGGUGGAGUAGGGACAGGAGGAUCAGGUGGUUUGUCAGGUGGUGGGUCAGGUGGUGGGUCAGGUGGCGGGUCAGGUGCCGAAUCAGGUGGAGGGAGCAAUGCUAGUGGUUCUGGGGCAGGGGAUACAAGGGAAGUGAGCCCAACUGCCGCUGUUGCAUCUGCUGAGGUGGCAGCGUGUGAUUCGCUGGCGAUGGCGUUUCUGCUGCAGGCCGGGGAUUCAGUGCGGGCGGCGGGGGUGAUCGAUGCUGAGAUGGCGAAACGGGACGGGGCAGAUGCUAAGAGGCGGUUCGUGCUGCUGCUGCUGCAAUUUUCUUCUCUUCACGCCACGCUCUUCCUGCUUGCUGCUCAGGCCAACGAGGCAGCGUUUGUGGGAUCGCUGCUGCUGCUGCCACCAGUGCUGCUCGCGCGUGUGGCAGGGGAAGCUUCCAGGAAGGAGGAGCAGCUGGGAGAGACUGGAGCCCUGGGUUCCAGACCAGCGGUUAAGAGCUCUGCCCGUGCGCGCCAGCUGUGCAAGCGGUGGUGUGAGGUGGCGCUGACGAUGCAGGGGCGGCUGCGAGUGGUGGAGGACACGGGGGCGCUGCGCGCACUGCUGCCCCGCGCUGACGUGGCGCGUUUCGUGGCGCGUGACGUGGCGUACAUGGAAGCUGCUAUCGCCUCAUUGGUCGAUGAGACUGCUGCUGAUGCUGCUGCUGCUGCUGCUGGGGGAAGAGUCAUGACUGAGGCAGUGGGCCCCAUGCCUCACUCCCUGGCCUCCGCCCUCUCCCUCGCUCACCUCUACCACAUUGACUCCUGGCAGGUCCAUCUGACGUAUGUCCGCUCGGUGCUGCUCUCUGAUUGGCCGGCGCAAGAUAUCAUUGCUGAGGUGGAGGCACACAAAGCCGCCAUCUGUACUCGUCCCACCGCAGCCUUCUCCUUCCUCUGGACCUCCGUGCUCCCCCGCUUUCUCACUCAAAUACAGACAACAUCACACACCGACACAGGGUUACACGCUCAGAAACACCCCCCCACACUCCCCACCCUCGCCCCCUACCUCCUCCGCCUCCUCUCCCACUGCCUCCUCUCCUCCCUCUCCCCUCCUGCUCCUCCCUCCUCCCCUCUCACCCCCUCCCCUCCUCUCUCCCGCCCGCUCUCCCUCCCGCUCCCACCAACCCCUCUCACCGCACUCAACUCCUUUGUAUCAUCAGCGCAGAGCGCAGCAUCUCUUUCUCCCAGGCUCUCUCUUUUAGCAGAGCAGCUUGAGAAGGCAGGGGGGCUUGAACCGCCGUUGAAUGGGUGGGUGCUUCUGGGGGCGGCUGUUGCUGGUGCAGACACAGCAGCAGCAGCAGCAGCAGCAGCAGCAGCAGCAGCAGCAGCAGCAGCAGCAGCAGCAGCAGCAGCAGCAGCAGCAGCAGCAGGAACAGCAGCGAGCAGUGUUGUUGCUAGUGCAGCGGAAGAGAAGGGCAGUGGUGGCAUUAACGAGGUGGAGAGAGUGGUUGAGAGGGAGAUAGAGCGGUGCUUUGAUGGGUCUUCCGUUCUGGCUGCUGCUGAGAUAAUCUUGUCUCUUGCUGACGCUGCUACUUCCACUGCAGCAUUACCUGACGCUGCAAGAGCAGGGACAGCAGGAGGGUCAAGCGACCUGGACUCACAAACCCACUUUAACCAGAGCCACUUGCUCUGGCUCUUUGCUAAGUGCCAGUUGAGACAGGCUGGCGUGCUUGCUGAUUCAGAGACCUCGAAUGUUAUGAUUGAAGAGAGGAGAGGCGAUGGGGGGGCGGUGGUGGCAAUGGCAACUGGUGGGAAGCAGGACAGCAAGGCGGGUAGGGAAGAAACCGGAGAGGCAGGUGGGAAGGGAAGCGGGAAAAACAGGAAGUUGACUUUAGAAGGGCUGCAGUCCGCGCGUGUGGCUAUGGCUGGGUCUUUAUCCUUGCUCUCAGAAAGAAAGCGGCGGGAAUUCAUGCGUCUGCUGCUGCGAGGAUGCGAGCGGUGGGUUCUAGAAGCAUGCUUUGCAGGGGAAGGCAGUGGAGGGAAGAGAAGUGGGGUGAGAGGAGGUGGCAGUGGGAAGAAGGGGAGGGAAGGGAGGGGUGGGAGAGGGAGGGAGGGAGGAGAGGUGUGGAGGGGUGUGGAGCUUUGGCUAGAUGUUGUGGGGGAUUGGAUGGGGUGUCACGGUGGGAGGUUGGAGGGGGGAGAAGGGAAGGAGGAAAGGGAGGAGAGGGAGGAGUGUGUGGUGGAGUGUGGGAGAUGCAUUCAGAAGCUGCUGACUUAUGGGGUCGUGACACGUCAGCAAGGUGUGCUGCUCCUCCGGUUCCUCUCGGACUCAUUGCUGAACACCCAAGGGUCCUUGGAUGGGAGCAAAACCACUGCCACGUCAGCUGCCAGAUCAGCUGCCACAUCAGCAGUCCAGUCAGCACAAGUGACGGGCAAUCAAGCUCAGGGCUAUUCACCCUUACAUGAAGACAAAAUCGCUCCUGCACGCGCUUUAACCCUGGCUUUAAUGCGUCAGAUGGUUCUCGUGGGAUGCCCCUUGCUCGCCCUAGUCGCCCUAGCCCAGGCCACACACGGUCGUGACAGCUGGCAGCUGCCUAUUGGGGCUAAACCACGGCGCCGUGUGCUGACGUCAGCAAGGUCUGCAGGAGCCAAUCAGGGAGCAGGACGAGCAGGCAGGAAAAUUGGGAGAGGAAGGGAGGUAGGAGUAACGGCAGGUGCUGCAUCCAGGAAUCUUCCCGGUGAUGCGGGCAGCGAGACGGGGAGCACGGGCGGCGAACAGGAGGAGUUUGCCAUGGGUGACGUCAGCAUGGCGGCUGGUGACGCCAGCAGGGGAGGCAGGAAGGCGGGGAGAGGACUGCGUGGGCGGGGAGGGAGGGCUGGUAGGACUAGUAGGGGAGGAGGGGGGAGAAGGGGAGAGGAGGAGGAGGAGGGAGAAGGAAAGAGUGAGAAAGAGAAAGAGGAAGACCCUAUGGAUCUGUUUGCAUCUAUGGGUUUAGUUUCCUCUGCUCCCCGUACGGCUGCUGGUAGCAUUGCCAAGCCUGAAGCUUCCAAGAAGAAGCCUCUGGUUGUCUCCAAGGCUGGUGGUAGGCUUGGGGCGGUGAGAAAGGGAGGCUCGGCAGCUUCGGCACCAGCUUCGGUAGAACCAGAAGGUUUGGCCCCAGGCUCGAUGCUUGGUUCGGUGGAAUCGCCCCCGGAUCUGGCUGCAACCUCUGCCUCAGGUGCCGUUUCAGGUGAUUCUUCAGGUGCCCUCUCUGUUGCAGUUUCACCUGGGGAUGGCGGACAGAUGACAAUGGACUUUGCAGCAGGGGCUGCUGGGGAGGAAAAAUCCGUUUCCUCCCCACAGCCGAAACCCCUAACACCAAUAGUUUCUCCUGCUGCUACUCCUGCUACUGCUGCUCUUACUGGUGAUCAUGAUAAUAAGGCUGGUGCUGAUGCAGAAGCUGCUGCAGCUGUUGCCUGUCGUCCUGAGAUCAGUAUCUUGGGUCUGUACGUGUCAGUGCUGCGAGAGCUUAUGGGAGAAGGACCCGAGCUUCAUAUGCAUGCUCGUCCUGACGGGUUAGCUCAGACGAUUAUGAGAGAUGAGGCAUCUCAGAACGUGAGUGUGCAUGUGCGUUCAGACAGGUUACCUCAGGCGAUUAUGAGAGUGAUUCUUUCAUUGGUGGAAGUGAGGGAGGGGGAGGUACGGCAGGUACUGAGUGAGAGAGAAGGGGGAAGUGAGGAGGAUGAGGAGGAGAGUGGGUGGGGACUUGAUUUAUCAGGAGAUGAGGAUGAGGAUGAUGAAAAGGAGCAUGAGGAGGGGGAGAGUGGGUGGGGGCAUUUUGAGGUUCUUGUUGCAGCUGUGCGUUCUGCUGUCUGGAGGCUGCUGGUGCGUGUGGGAACACAGGAGGGGGAAUCUGGGCUGGCGCUAAGUGCCACACUUACCAGCGAUACUGCUGCACACUCCCCUGUGGUGCAAAGUGCCACACUUAGAGUGGCUGUUUUGGAUGCAGUGAAGGCUGUAGCUCCAGUCUCGUCUGACCUAUCAGCACCUGCCACGUGGCUCUCUGGGAGAGGGUUCUUUGUGGACGCUGUAGGGCUUGGGGUGAUGAGCGGUGUAGAGGGGUGCUGGGGAGUGUGGGAUUUGGAAGAGGGGGAAGGGGAUCAGGAUGACGUGGCAUUGGACAGGUGGCGCUGGGCGGCGCUGCAAUCGAGGGCAAUCGUGCAGUUUGAUUGGCCGGGAGAGCUCGCUGAUGUGGCGCCGCUGCUGGAUGACGUGGCAGCAGACGGCAGCUUCGGAAGCAUAGGCUCGGCAGUGGAGUCUUUCAAACGAGCCUUCUUCAUCCUGGAUAGCGGCGCAAGGGGGAGGCAAACGAAUGCAGCGGAUACUCAAACUCAACAGCAGCAGCAGCAGCAGCAGCAGCAGCAUCGUGAGCUAUCGCUCCUGGCUCUUCUUGCCUUAUGGGACCCUCUCCUCGCUCCCAAAUGGUGCCAUUCCGCUACCACCACCGCUGCUGCCAAUGCUGCUGGCAAUGCUGCUGGCUCUGAUAGCACUUCUGCCGCCGCCGCUGCUGCGGCAGCUGGGUUGCAUCCGCUGCACGAGUGCUGGUUUCUUCCUAUCCGCCGCUGCGCUCUCUCUCUCCCUGUUGUCGCAGCAGCAGCACCAACAGGAGCAGGAGGAGCGUCAGCAGGAGCAGCAGCAGCAGCACAGGGUGCUCUCCUUGUGCCAUCGCUGCUGCUCUCUGCUCUUGACGCUGCUGCCUUCCUGCCUUCAGGCAAGAGGGCAGCAGGGCGAAUGCUGCUCUCUCGAGAUGAAGCAGAGCAACUUUUGGCUGAUACCGCUGCUGCUGGGAACAGUAACAGCGGUAACAGGGUUACCAGCAGUAUCAGCGGUGGCAAUGGUAACAGUGGUAACAGCAGUGCCCUAACAGCAGCCUCUCAAGCGGCUCUGUUCAUGCUUAAAGUGGCUCUGUUGCUGCCGUACCCCCAGAUGGCGGAUGCUCAUUCGGUGGUGGUUCGGCCGCUGCUGGGAGCUAUGGCAAGGGUUAUCCCCCCUCUGGCGGUUCAGUUGCAGGAGGAACGGAGGAGGGAGAGAGAGCGGGUGGAGCGAGGGGGGGUGGAGAGCGAGGUGGGGGAGGGAGGGGAUGUGGCGAGGAGGAAUGGAGGUGUAGGGAGUGAGGAGGUGGAGAGGGGGGUGGGGUUGGGAGGAGGGAGGAGGGAGGGGAGAGAGACUGAAGGAGUGAGGAGGGGUGGUGGGGGGUGGAUUGGGGAUGAGGAAAGAGAGGAGGAUGAGGAGGGAGAAGAGGGCAUUGCAGGGUAUCAGCAGAGGGGUGAGCAGCAGCAGCAGGGGCAGAGCGAGCAGCAGGCGCAGAGGAGAGGCAUGCUGGGAUCACUCCUCUCUCAUAUCAGCGCCCUUGCACCUUUGCCAACGGGGGAUGAUGAUGAUGGUGGUGAUGGGGAUGGGGAUGGGGAUGGGGUUGAGCGGUGGUGGUGGUGGUGGUGGUGGUGGUGGUGGUGGUGGUGGUGGUGGUGGUGGUGGUGGUGUGGUGGUGGUGGUGGUGGUGGUGGUGGUGGUGGUGGUGGUGGUGGUGGUGGUGGUGGUGGUGGUGGUGGUGGUGGUGGUGGUGGUGGUGGUGGUGGUGGUGGUGGUGGUGGUGGUGGUGGUGGUGGUGGUGGUGGUGGUGGUGGUGGUGGUGGUGGUGGUGGUGGUGGUGGUGUGGUGGUGGUGGUGGUGGUGGUGGUGGUGGUGGUGGUGGUGGUGGUGGUGGUGGUGGUGGUGGUGGUGGUGGUGGUGGUGGUGGUGGUGGUGGUGGUGGUGGUGGUGGUGGUGGUGGUGGUGGUGGUGGUGGUGGUGGUGGUGGUGGUGGUGGUGGUGGUGGUGGUGGUGGUGGUGGUGGUGGUGGUGGUGGUGGUGGUGGUGGUGGUGGUGGUGGUGGUGGUGGUGGUGGUGGUGGUGGUGGUGGUGGUGGUGGUGGUGGUGGUGGUGGUGGUGGUGGUGGUGGUGGUGGUGGUGGUGGUGGUGGUGGUGGUGGUGGUGGUGGUGGUGGUGGUGGUGGUGGUGGUGGUGGUGGUGGUGGUGGUGGUGGUGGUGGUGGUGGUGGUGGUGGUGGUGGUGGUGGUGGUGGUGGUGGUGGUGGUGGUGGUGGUGGUGGUGGUGGUGGUGGUGGUGGUGGUGGUGGUGGUGGUGGUGGUGGUGGUGGUGGUGGUGGUGGUGGUGGUGGUGGUGGUGUGGUGGUGGUGGUGGUGGUGGUGGUGGUGGUGGUGGUGGUGGUGGUGGUGGUGGUGGUGGUGGUGGUGGUGGUGUGGUGGUGGUGGUGGUGGUGGUGGUGGUGUGGUGGUGGGUGGUGGUGGUGGUGGUGGUGGUGGUGGUGGUGGUGGUGGUGGUGGUGGUGGUGGUGGUGGUGGUGUGGUGGUGGGUGGUGGUGUGGUGGUGGUGGUGGUGGUGGUGGUGGUGUGGUGGUGGUGGUGGUGGUGGUGGUGGUGGUGGUGUGGUGGUGGUGGUGGUGGUGGUGGUGGUGGUGGUGGUGGUGGUGGUGGUGGUGGUGGUGGUGGUGGUGGUGGUGGUGGUGGUGGUGGUGUGGUGGUGGUGGUGGUGGUGGUGGUGGUGGUGGUGGUGGUGGUGGUGGUGGUGGUGGUGGUGGUGGUGGUGGUGGUGGUGGUGGUGGUGGUGGUGGUGGUGGUGGUGGUGGUGGUGGUGGUGGUGGUGGUGGUGGUGGUGGUGGUGGUGGUGGUGGUGUGGUGGUGGUGGUGGUGGUUGUGA
This is a messenger RNA of Closterium sp. Naga37s-1, 13317 nucleotides long. The record is from the annotation of a GenBank genome assembly. Lineage: Eukaryota; Viridiplantae; Streptophyta; Zygnematophyceae; Desmidiales; Closteriaceae.